This is a messenger RNA of Solanum lycopersicum (tomato), 606 nucleotides long. The record is from RefSeq and is a predicted model, not a curated record. NCBI's taxonomy places the organism in Eukaryota, Viridiplantae, Streptophyta, Magnoliopsida, Solanales, Solanaceae.
AUGGUUACUUCCUGGAUUCUUAAUUCUCUCUCAAAGGAAAUUGCAGAAAGUGUGGAGUAUGUUUCUGAUUCAUUCGAACUGUGGAAAGAAUUAGAGGAUCGAUAUGACCAAACUAAUGGUGCAAAGCUAUAUCAUGUUCAACGUGAAAUUAACGAAUUAUCACAGGGAACUUUAGACAUCACUACUUACUACACCAAGAUGAAAAGACUGUGGGAAGAAUUGAACACAUUACAUGCGAAAACUCAGUGUAACUGCAAUUGUACUUGUGGAGCUAAGGAUAAUAUGUUCAAGGUAGAUCAGGAUAGAAAAUUGAUACAGUUUCUUAUGGGGUUGAAUGAAGUUUAUACUGUAAUUCGAGGGAACAUUCUCAUGUUGAAUCCAUUACCUUCUCUAGCACAAACUUUUUCCUUGUUGAUACAGGAUGAAAAGCAAAGAGAAAUCAAGCCUAACACUCAAAUGUUCAUGGAGUCUACUUCUCUAUAUGCUAAAGGUGCAGGGAAGAAAAUCACUGAAUCUGUUAACUUUAGUGGAAAUAGCUCAGCAGGAGCAAGUACUUCUAGGUCCAUGAAGCCAAUUACCCCUCCACAGAUAACUCCAAUUUCAUAA